AUGGGCAGCCUCCAGACCGAAAACCCAGAAUUCGCCGCCGCCGUCGCGACGAACACCGACGGCUUCGCCACAAACCCACUCGAUCACGAGGAGUUUAGACGACAGGGACAUAUGGUGGUUGACUACAUCGCCGACUACUACCGUGACGUUCACAAGUAUCCAGUCCGCAGCCAGGUGGAGCCCGGCUACCUCCGCCGCCGUCUCCCCGAUGCAGCCCCGAACGGCCCCGAGCCGAUAGAAGCCAUCCUCGGCGAUAUCACCCAUGAUAUCCUCCCCGGUAUAACCCACUGGCAGAGCCCCAACUACUACGCCUACUUCCCCUCCAGCGGCAGCACCGCCGGAUUCCUCGGGGAGAUGCUCAGCACCGGUCUGAACGUCGUGGGUUUCAACUGGAUGUCCUCCCCCGCCGCCACCGAGCUCGAGACCAUCGUCAUGGACUGGCUCGCCAAGAUGCUCAGGCUCCCGGAGGCCUUCCUGUUCUCCGGCGGCGGCGGCGGGGUCCUCCAGGGCACCACCUGCGAGGGCUUGCUCUGCACCUUGACCGCCGCCCGCGAUCGGGUCCUGAAGAAGAUCGGCCGCGAGCAUAUCGGCAAGCUCGUCGUCUACGGCUCCGACCAGACCCAUUGCGCGCUCCAGAAGGCGGCGCAGAUCGCCGGCAUCCACCCCGAAAACUUCCGCGCCGUCGGCACCACACGAAAGGACGCCUUCGCGCUCAACCCGGCUUCCCUCCGCGCGGCAGUGGCGGCGGACGUGGCCCGCGGCCUCGUGCCGCUCUUCCUCUGCGCCACCGUCGGCACCACCUCCUCCACCGCCGUCGACCCGGUGGCGGGGCUCUGCGAGGUGGCCAAGGAGAACAACAUGUGGGUGCACGUCGACGCAGCCUACGCCGGCGGCGCGUGCAUCUUGCCCGAGGUCCGGCACGUCAUCGACGGCGUAGAGAACGCCGACUCCUUCAGCUUCAACGCCCACAAGUGGUUCUUCACCAACCUCGACUGCUGCUGCAUGUGGGUCAAGGACCCGGCGGCACUGGUGGCGGCGCUUUCCACCAAUCCCGAGUACCUCCGCAACAAGGCCACCGAGUCGAAGCAGGUGGUGGACUACAAGGACUGGCAGAUCGCCCUCAGCCGGCGGUUCCGAGCCCUGAAGCUCUGGAUGGUCCUGCGGAGCUACGGCGUCUCCAACCUGCGCAACUUCCUGCGCAGCCACGUCGCCAUGGCCAAGCACUUCGAGAGCCUCGUGACCGCAGACGAGAGGUUCGAAGUGGUCGUCCCCCGGACCUUCGCCAUGGUCUGCUUCCGACUCCUUCCGCCGGCGCAGGCGGGGAGAGAGACUGCCAACGAGCUCAACCGGAGGUUGCUCGAGGCGGUCAACUCGUCGGGAAAAGCCUACAUGACCCACGCGGUAGUUGAUGGCGUAUACAUGAUCCGCUUCGCCGUGGGCGCGACGCUGACGGCCGAGCACCACGUGGUGGAGUCAUGGCGGGUGAUCCAAGAGCAUGCCUCCGAGAUUCUCGCGGCAUGGUCGUAG
Molecule: messenger RNA, 1527 nt
Organism: Spirodela intermedia
Lineage: Eukaryota; Viridiplantae; Streptophyta; Magnoliopsida; Alismatales; Araceae
Source: the annotation of a GenBank genome assembly